UCUCCCUCCAUUUCCGUCGCCGACUAUUUCUCCCCGCCAUUUCUUUGCCCCGAAAAACAAGCAAAAACCCCAAAGCUCCUCAGCCUCUCUGGUUCCACCAUGGCCUCCCACCAUCCCCCACCAACCCUCUCGCUUCUUCUCCCACUCUCCCUCCUCUCACCGCAUUCCCCAUCCCUCUCUCUGCAUUCACCGAAUCGCCUCCCUCAAUCGGUCGCAGCCUCCAAUCGGGCCGCUACGUUGCAACCAGCCAGUCGGUUUCUCUGUUUGGAGGGUGAAGGCGGUCGAUAUGAGCAGAGAGCAUCUCCAAAUUCUCUCUGUUAGGGCUCUCUCUGUGCUCGUGUUUUCCAGCUUCUUCUCCAGCUCGCCUUUGCCCCGUGCGGCGGGGCAGGAUUCCGAAGGCGGCGGUGGAGGAUAUGAUCUCGCCACCCAGCUCAUCUUGAGUCGCUACUCCAAUCUCACCCCUGUCUUCCGUGAUGAACUCUUGAAAAAGUUUGGCUUCUGCAUUAUCGACGUAGACGAGGAUUUGAAUGGGGCUUUCAAUUUCUCAAAAGAUUCAAGGUUCGUAACCAACUGCGCUAAAAAAAUGGCAGGUGGAACAAUUGGGGAGGUUAUGGGUCGAUUGUGCACAGCCGCAGAAAUGAGGAUGUACGCUGAAGGUUUAUUUCAAACCCAGAAGACCACCUACUUGAAACCCAACAAGAACUGUAAUCUGACUGUAUGGAUUUCUGGAUGUGAGCCUGGGUGGGCUUGUGCUUCUGCUGAGCAAGUUGACCUGGAAAAUCGAACGUAUGUGCCUGUCAGAACUGAUGAGUGUCAACCUUGUUGUGAGGGUUUCUUCUGCCCGCAUGGUCUUACUUGCAUGCUCCCUUGCCCAAUGGGUGCUUACUGCCCACUUGCGAAACUGAACAAUGGAUCUGGUAUAUGUGAACCAUACAGCUAUCAGAUACCUCCUGGGAAGCGAAACCAUACCUGUGGAGGAGCAGAUAAGUGGGCUGAUGUCCUUAGUAGUAAAGAGGUAUUCUGUACGGGUGGAUCAUAUUGUCCGUCUACCAUCCAAAAAAUCCCUUGCAGUAGUGGAUACUUUUGCAGGAAAGGUUCCACAACUCAGGAAGAAUGUUUCCGGAUGGCAACUUGUAAGUCGCAAUCAGAAAAUCAAAAUAUUACUGCAUAUGGUAUCAUGAUUUUUGCUGGAUUAAUUUUCAUCCUUCUCAUUAUAUAUAAUUGUUCUGACCAAGUUCUCGCCACUCGAGAAAAAAGACAAGCGGAAUCCAGGGAAAAAGCAGUCCAAAGUGUUAGAGAAAAUGCACAAGCACGUGAAAAAUGGAAAUCUGCGAAAGACAUUGCCAAGAAGCAUGCAGUUGGAUUGUCAACACAGUUUUCACGUACAUUUUCUCGCAGAAAAUCUACCAAGUCAGACCCGCUGAAAGGAUUCAGACAGGCUAAACCUGGAUCAGAUGGUGCCUUGCCACCUAUGCCAACCGGGAUAGGUGAGCAAUCAGCUGGAACAUCUAAAGGAAAGAUGAAGGAAAAAAUCAACCUCACACAAAUGAUAAAUGCAAUCGAGGAAGACCCAAAUAGUCAUGAAGGCUUCAAUCUAGAAAUAGGAGAUAAAAACAUUAAAAAGCAAGCACCGAAAGCACCGAAAGGUAAGCAGUUGCAUACUCAGAGUCAAAUUUUCAAGUAUGCAUAUGGCCAAAUUGAGAAGGAAAAGGCGUUACAGGAGCAGAAUGCAAACUUAACCUUCUCUGGGGUCAUACAAAUGGCCAGUGAUAUUGAAAUCAGCAAGAGACCUCCAAUUGAGGUUGCUUUUAAAGAUCUAACUCUCACGUUGAAAGGGGAAAAUAAACAUCUUAUGAGGUGUGUGACUGGGAAAAUAUCGCCUGGCCGGGUUUCAGCUGUCAUGGGUCCAUCCGGGGCUGGAAAAACAACAUUUCUGUCUGCCUUGGUUGGAAAAGUGAGGGGGUGCACAAUGACUGGUAUGAUACUUGUAAAUGGAAAGAUGGAAUCUAUCCAUUGUUACAAGAAAAUCAUUGGCUUUGUGCCACAAGAUGAUAUUGUGCAUGGAAAUUUGACAGUUGAAGAGAAUCUCUGGUUUAGCGCAAGAUGCAGACUUUCUGCUGAUCUGCUUAAACCAGAAAAGGUCUUAGUCGUUGAAAGAGUUAUUGAAUCCUUGGGCCUGCAGGCAGUGCGGGAUUCCCUGGUUGGGACGGUGGAGAAGCGAGGUAUCUCUGGAGGUCAAAGAAAGCGAGUAAAUGUUGGGCUAGAAAUGGUCAUGGAACCAUCACUUCUAAUUUUAGAUGAACCUACAUCUGGUUUGGAUAGUUCGUCUUCUAAUUUAUUACUGAAAGCUCUUCGACGUGAGGCUCUUGAAGGAGUUAACAUUUGCAUGGUUGUCCACCAACCUAGCUAUACCUUGUUCAAGAUGUUUGAUGAUUUGAUCCUUCUGGCUAAAGGGGGACUUACGGUGUAUCAUGGAUCAGUGAAGAAAGUUGAAGAGUACUUUGCUAGUCUUGGGAUUACCGUCCCUGAGCGUGUCAACCCUCCAGACUAUUUCAUUGAUAUUUUGGAAGGCAUAGUAAAACCAAAUACAACCACAGGGGUGACCUAUAAGCAACUACCUGUUAGAUGGAUGCUUCAUAAUGGGUACCCAGUUCCUAUGGAUAUGCUUCAGAGUGUUGAUGGGAUGGCUGCAUCUGCCGGUGAAAGUUCAGCUCAUGGAGGAAGUACUCCAAAUGCUGGAUCUGAGGGACAGUCCUUUUCUGGAGACUUUUGGCAGGAUGUUAAGUGUCAUGUUGAGGUGAAUAAGGACGCUAUACAACAUAAUUUUUUAAAGUCAAACGACUUAUCUGAACGGACUACCCCUGGCGUGUUCCAGCAAUAUAGAUACUUCCUUGGAAGGGGAGGUAAGCAGCGGUUACGAGAAGCUAGAACACAAGCUGUAGAUUUUCUUAUUUUAUUGCUAGCUGGAAUCUGCUUAGGAACACUUGCUAAAGUGAGCGAUGAAACCUUUGGUGCACUCGGUUAUACAUACACAGUCAUAGCAGUUUCUCUCCUGUGCAAGAUUGCUGCUUUGAGAACGUUUGGACUGGAUAAGUUGCACUACUGGAGGGAGAGCUCUUCUGGCAUGAGUAGCUUGGCGUACUUUCUUUCAAAGGAUACAGUUGACCAUUUCAAUACAAUCAUUAAGCCUCUUGUGUAUCUUUCUAUGUUCUAUUUCUUCAACAAUCCAAGAUCAUCUAUCAUAGAUAAUUACAUUGUUUUGAUUUGUCUGGUAUACUGUGUUACCGGUAUAGCUUAUGCGUUGUCCAUCUACCUGGCACCUGGUCCAGCCCAACUGUGGUCAGUACUUCUUCCAGUCGUUUUGACUCUGAUCGCAAACUACAACGAGAACAAAUUUGUUUCAAGAAUAGCUGAUUUGUGCUACACUAAGUGGGCUUUGGAAGCUUUUGUCAUAUCAAAUGCCAAAAGGUACUCUGGAGUGUGGCUAAUAACGCGAUGCGGUUCACUUAUGAAAAAUGGUUAUGAUCUCAAUCAUUGGAACCGUAGUAUAAUCUUCCUCGUCAUCACCGGUAUUGUUUUUCGAGGGAUUGCAUACUUUUUAAUGGUGCUCUUGCAAAAGAAGUAAAAUCAGUCUUGAUCCUUUCAACCCCUUCCCUCCUUACAUGAAUGGAGACGCUUGUCUCACUACUUGACCCUUGGAGUCUCUAAACAUAUCGAGAAGAUGACCAAAGAUUUACAAGAUUGUUGUGUACAGAAGAACUAAUAUAGUGGCAACCUGUAGAUAAGAGUAAACGUGGCAUUUCCUUUAGGUAGCUUUUCCAAUAUGUAGGCUUAUAGAUAACAGAGGCAUUUUAUUUAUUCAGUGUAGCUCUUCCUCGUAAAGUUUCCUGUUACGCAUUUGAUGUACAAUAUCGCUUGUUUCUAUAUGAUUUGUAUCCACACGGUUCUGUGUUUUUUGAAAUUUC
This is a messenger RNA of Pyrus x bretschneideri (Chinese white pear), 3965 nucleotides long. RefSeq names its product ABC transporter G family member 28-like. Bases 287 to 3625 code for a protein of 1112 amino acids. Lineage: Eukaryota; Viridiplantae; Streptophyta; Magnoliopsida; Rosales; Rosaceae. The transcript has 14 exons. The record is from RefSeq and is a predicted model, not a curated record. Gene Ontology annotation, molecular function: ABC-type transporter activity; ATP binding; ATP hydrolysis activity.